GUUAGAUCACACUGGCAGCGUUGUGGCGGCACAGUGCAGGGCGUGUGUCACUCAGUGAGGCGGCGGCAUAAAUGGAGGAAAAUAGUGGAUGUGGCGAGCGCGUGCAGGGCCAGCGCGGAGUGGAGUCAGGCGGGCGCCAGUUGAGCACCACACCUGGGGCGGCGCACAGCUCCACCUGACUGCUGUGUACCUGUGUGUGUACCCGGCGCCUUGCCCGCGGCAGGCCGUGUCAGUGUUGUCAGUGUGCGGCGCGGCAAGUAUGAGGUUCACCCACUGCCAGUAGCGCGCGAGUGUCACUCAAAAGGAGAGUUCCCUCAGAGGGCGGCGAGGCGGCGGCGGAGUGGGAGCCUCCACCCGUGGCAGUGUUUGUGUUGUGGCGGCGCGGGCGGCGGCGGCCCCAUGCGGUGCGAGCCCCCCUGGUGGAGCUGCGGCGGCGUCUGCCUACCACUCCACCUCCCCCUGCUGCCUCUGCCCUUCCCCCCCAUCCACCACCACCACGGAGGCAGGUGCAAGCCCCGAGCCCCUCUGGAGCGACUGUAGUAGUUACAACAGCAGGAGUACCGGCGAGUGUGGGCGGCGCGGGCGGAGUGAGGGCGGGUGGUGUGCGUGGGCGCGCGGGCUGGGCGGGGCUGCCUCGCCCUCCAAGCUAUGCCCGGGCGGCGCCUCCCCGUGCUUCAUGUUCAUGUUCCGCUCCAGGAAGACCGCCUUGGUGAAGCGAGCCUGGAAGUCACGGCAGGUCGGGCUGGGCGACACGCCCCACCAGGAACCCAACCAGCAGGAGGUUGCCCAGCAGCUCAAGGUUGCCGCUUUCCACCUCUUGCGACGCCUGACGGAGGCCCAGUUGGAAUUAUUGGUGGCCGCCUUGGACUCAGGCGGCGGUGACCCCGGAGAGUGCGUGCUGGUGCCCCGCGAGCUGGGCGAGGAGAGUGUGGGUGGCCGUGCCUUGCCGCCUCACCUCCUGAUGGUGUGGGUGUGGCGGUGGCCGGACCUGCUCAGCGCCAACCAGCACAGCACCACGCCCUUGCAGCGACUUCCCUCGUGUGCUGCUCGCAACGACCACGUCUACGUGUGUGCCAACCCCUACCACUGGGCCAGACUCCUUCAGACAGAGUCUCCACCUCCUCCUUACUCGCGAUUCAGCUCGGAUCUGCUUAGACCUGAAGAUGACGCCCCGAGCGAAGACAGUCCGCUGGAAUCACAAGAAACGGGAGGAACCAAUCAAUUCCCAACUGGGUCAGUUCCUUGGUGCCAAGUGGCCUACUGGGAGGGACGAGAGCGGGUUGGGCGCCUGUAUCCAGUGUGCUCGUCUUCCCUCAACAUCAUGGGAGACACGCCUCACGGGGAUGGCCUCUCGCUGGCCUCGCUGGCGGCACACUCGCACACCUCACCCUCGGAACAAGUCAAGAGAACCAGGGAGAAAAUAGGUCUCGGUCUGGUGCUGUAUCAAGACGGGGACCGAGUGUGGGUGUACAACAGGGCGGACGUGCCCCUCUUCGUCACCUCCCCCACCCUGGACGGGGGACUCCACACCCGCUCACACUUCAUCGUCCACAAGCUUCCCCCGGGACACAUCAUCACCAUCUUUGACUACAACAAGGCGCGGCUGUACCAGAAGCUGCCCAUCCACCCAGACCUGCUGCACGAGGGUCCCAUCGACCAGAACGCGGUGCGGGUCUCCUUCGCGAAGGGCUGGGGACCCAACUACCACCGCCAGGAGAUCACCGAGUGUCCCUGCUGGCUGGAGAUCCUGCUCGUGCCUGCGAGAUGAUGUCCUCACUGCCUGGUGCUCUCUCACUGCCCACCCAGUCUUGCCCGCCAGUCGCCUGUUGGCUGGUCCAGCAGCACUGACAGGGAGUUCAGUAGCAGCAGCAGCAGUAGCAGCAGCAGCAGCAGCAGCAGCAGCAGCAGCAGCAGCAGCAACAGCAGCAGAAGCAGAAGCAGCCUUCACAUGGAGUAUGUGGAAUGGAUUUGCUAGCCCAUGUUGCAGAAGCAGCAGCAGCAGCCGCCGCAGCAGCACACCAGAGGCAGCUUAGCCGCAGCACCGCCCAGCCCAGGCCGCCCAUGAGUGGAGGGGCGUCCCGGUGUACGGCCGUGGCUCUGCACCCCCACCCCCCCACCCCUGACCCCUGUGCCGGGAACUUCUGCCAGUCUUACAGUGCAAGAUAUUCAUUAGUUGUUGGGGAAGAGAGUCGCUUCCCGCCACUCUCUUUGUGCAGACGCGCUAGGUGGGUGUGGAUAUUUAGUGUGAGAUUAUUUCAGAUUGCUAUUCACGGGUCACAAUUUUGUUGGACUUACUUUCUCUGUGGUUAUCUUGCCAGUGAAUUUGGGCACUCAUGUUUAUAUUUCUCUUGUAAUGAAAUCUAGUCUGAGUUUGUAAUUUUUGUUACUGUUUUUGUUCUAAUAUUAAUAACACAGUAUCUUUGAUAUUUGUUGACGCACUUUUCUCAGAAAUUCACUGUCAAACUCUUCAUCGUGGUUCCCACAGGUGCAGCAAACACAAACACAAACCUCACUCAAGUCAUGAAACAUUCUCCUCCUUGAGGAGAUUUUGUGUUAUGGGAAAUUGAUACCAUUAAUUAAUAAACAGAAAAUGUAAAAGCUUGUUAUGUUAGUCCUCAGAGAGCCAGCCUUUGCAGUGCCCAGCGAGGACCCGCAGUGUCCGGGCACCUGCGCCGUGCCGCGCCGCGCCGCAGGGCUAGGCGCCACGGCCCCGGGGACGCCGCUUGCCCGCAGCUUGUGGUGUUGAUCUGUGCACCAGAGGAAGACACACCUAAAUUAUUGUCAUGCUUUUUGUACAGAAUUAGAGAUAAUAGAGCGAAAUGCUUUAAAAGUCCCAUUUCUACCUCAUUUUAUGGAAUAACUGAUAAAUUCAUUAUUCCUCGUUCAGUUACGUAAUAGGAUGUUACUGAUCGGAUGUUGAGUGUGAACCAUAAGUACUUAAUUUUAAAACUCAUAUAGGAGACUACUGUCAGAAAGAGUAAGACUAAGGAGUAUGACUAAGCUAACGUUUGCCAGGAGGGGAGCAAAGAUCUGUCUGCUAGUCCGAGAAGUCUCAGCCUGUGGGAACCUGCUGAACCCGAACCUUGUGUCACGAGUCAAGCAUUACUGUUACUAUGAUUCACACUGUGAUGGGUGGCGCGAACCUCUACACACCAAACAAACAAUCAAACUUAUUUUAUUAGUGAGGGGAAACAGAUUGGCCAAACAUUACACAUUCUCUUGACUAGAAGUUCACAUCUUGUACUGGCAAAUACUGGCUAUUUUUGUAUACAGACUUUUGAAUGAAACACAACAAUUGUUUGGUUUGCAUUGCAAGAAGGACGGUACUCCUUCCUCAGUGCUUGACAAUGUUCUGAUGCAGACGAUAGACUCCUGCAAAGAGAUUUGGCUUCUCUUAGAUGAAAUCAGAGAUUUAUGAGUCGUAGAUACCCUGACCCAAUAUGGUAAAAUGUAAUAUAUAUAUAUAUAUAUAUAUAUAUAUAUAUAUAUAUAUAUAUAUAUAUAUAUAUAUAUAUAUAUAUAUAUAUAAUAUACACCUAGUCUCUACUGUUCUCUGACUGCAUAGGUGGCGCGCUGCCACGCGUGGACCGGACUUUGCUGUGGUGUCCACAGCCCGACGGUGCUACUGUGGAAAAAGGAUCUUUCACUCUGUUCAAGUACAAAAUGGCUUCCUGCAAACCUGGUGCCCUCGUGUACAGUUUUUAUACUAUCGUUUGUUGGCAUCUUGUGUUACUUUGGGGGUCAAGUCUGACGAGCGUCCCGCGCCCCCAGCAACACGUUGGGGCACAGGGCGGGCAGUGAGCGGCUAACGCUGGUCCCAGGAAGGCAGAGCAGUGAGCCUCAGGCAGCACUGUGGCGUUACGUCGCAUUAGGUCACUCUUGACCCCAGAGCCUCCGGACCCAAACUACAGCUCCUUUAAAGAUAUAAAUAAAAAAAAUAAUUUCAGACAUACGUGCAGACUUAACAGGCUUUGCCACGCUUACGUUCCACAAGAUGUAAACCUUUCCCUUGACGUACAAUAUUUACUGUGCUGUGACUGAAGCAAAACAUGUUAUGUAAAAUUUUGAUGUGCCAUUUAGUUUACAUUUCUCGUAUUUGCUCAGCAGCUCCCGGUGGCCCGAGCCACCACCACCACUAUUACUACUACCACCACCACCACCACCACCACCACCACCACCACCACCACCACUACCUGCUCUCAUGUCAGUGUGUCAACAAGUGCCUCAUUGAACCUUGAGUUACAAGUUACGAACGUCCUUAGUGUCACAUCACUUGUACGUACGUUACGUUUCGUUACGUCAGCCUGUGAGCCUAACGCUGGGCCGCGAUGCGUUGUUGUUCGUAAUGUUGUGGUGCGCGUGUCACGACCAGGCAACAUAACGGAGAGUACCUACCGCCUAACACUACAGCUGUAAAAAUGUCCUUUGCCAGGAAGUGCCUAAGCAUAUUGCAUGUUUUCAUGUAUUUUCUUCCUAAGAUUAUUUUUUAAAUAAGCUUUGGAAGAAAUUUGUAUGGCAGGUACAAUACGUUGCUUUGUCAUAAAAGCUUUGUGUUUGCAAGUCAUGACGGUGUCCUGGCGAGCACCCCUUGGGUGCAUGACAAUCAAAAUGAUAUUUUAGAAGUAAAGCUUAAUGAAGAAGUUAUGCUUGGAAUUUUAAAUUUAGUUGAGUUGUUUGAGUCCGAGACUCGGGAAGACCUUUGCCAGAUCCCUCAGGUACAGGAGACUGCACCUCCGAGGAGAGUGUUCUCGGUCUCAGGUCGUCAUUUAGAGGUAGAUUCAGGAAUUGUACUUGUGGUAUCCUAAGAGUCCUUGAGGAGUGAAGGACACGUGUAGCCCCGUCAUUGCUGAGCCUUUUCUGUGAUGUUGUGGUUGAACACUUUGGCUGGUCACGCUGGCAGACUGACGGGCUACUUUUCUUGGAUUCUUGCAAACCAUUGCUUUGCUUUCAUGAACUGCAUUACACUGGAGUUGUUAACUUAUCGGAAAGUGUUUAUGAAAUCGUCUAAUACUAAGGAGCUGGGUAACAGAUAAAUGUUGUCGGAAGGGAUGGGACCAAACCUGCAGCAAGUGCCUCAACAGGGAGACCACAGGGUUGCUUGAGGGAGAACCUGACCUGUUAAGCUAUAAAAUGCUAAUGUGAGCUCGAUGUGAUAACCUUCCAUUGACUAUAAGGAGGUAGGUGUUGGGACAGUGUGUGUGCGAGAAGACAGAAUGGUUGUUGUAACGCUAGGGAUAGAAUACGGAUAUUAUUUUAAAGGUACGGGGUAGCGACGGAAUGGUGACAUGUGAAUGUGACCACUGAUGCAUGAAGAUAUGCAACUAUUAAUAAUAAAUCAGAAUCACAUUGUUUGUUCGGUCAUCAUGUUCACAGUGUCACCUGUGGGAGUUCUGUGAAGGCGGCGUUGAGAAAUGAGGGAAGAGAUUGAGGGACAGCUAAUGCACACAUUUCUCUCAAUAGGUUACUGGUAUGUUAGUGUUGGCACAGAGAGAGAGAGAGAGAGAGAUUACCUAGUUUUGUGCAUCACAGACCUGAACUUUGGAAGAACUACUUCACUAAACCGUAUCGAGAGUUACGAAUGUGUGUGUGUGUGUGUGUGUGUGUGUGUGUGUGUGUGUGUGUGUGCGAGGACAACAACACACCGAGUGCCUGCCUUCGUCGGGGUCUGGUCGGCGUGCCAUUUGAGGCUACAAAUGUGAAGUGGCUGAUCACAUUAUUCAAGUUGUAUGUGAGAAAUUUGUGCAUUUAUGAACGAAUGUCUUUGUUUGUUUUCACUGGGAGAGCCACCCCCACCCACCCCACAGCCAGCACGUGGAGGCUCCCGGCCGCCCUGCCCCGGCCACUCAGGCUGCCUGGCUGUCAUGUAUCCACCGCUGUACAUAGUGUACAUAAGAGGUUACAGAGUUAAUUCGGGUGAAGCACAGGGUGGUUGCUAUUUUAGAGGAAAAGAUUCUUCCUGCCUUAUAUUUUUGUUAACCUUGGUGACGCAACCGUCCACUGCUUUACCACGCAUACUAUGUACUACAAAUGUGGCCUGACCAUAUUACGAACAUGUACAGUUGAUUUUUAUUAAAAACUUUUAGACUA
Messenger RNA from Portunus trituberculatus (swimming crab), 6087 nucleotides. RefSeq names its product mothers against decapentaplegic homolog 6-like (gene Dad). NCBI's taxonomy places the organism in Eukaryota, Metazoa, Arthropoda, Malacostraca, Decapoda, Portunidae. Bases 677 to 1768 code for a protein of 363 amino acids. The record is from RefSeq and is a predicted model, not a curated record. Gene Ontology annotation, cellular component: heteromeric SMAD protein complex. The transcript is spliced from 5 exons. Gene Ontology annotation, biological process: SMAD protein signal transduction; anatomical structure morphogenesis; regulation of transcription by RNA polymerase II. Gene Ontology annotation, molecular function: transcription regulator inhibitor activity; I-SMAD binding.